AUGGCAGCUUCCACCUUCGUCACCAGUCAGUACGCCUCGGAUGUUUUCGUGGAGAGUUGUGGUGCCAUCGUCUUCGACUUGUCAGCAGAGCCGCUUAAAGUCUGCCUGCUCCAUUAUCUCGCCUACAACGAAUGGCUCCUUGCGAAGGGAAGACGCAACUGCGGCGAGUCAAGACACGAGGCUGCACUAAGAGAAGUGUUGGAGGAGACAGGCUUCCAGUGUAGGCUGCUGCCUGUCGACAUGUCCACGAGGGCGCCGGCACCAGAUGACGACGCGAACGCUCCAGAUACAGCAGCUACGCGUCAGGGAAUUCGAGAACCGUUCAUGUUGACCCUGCGAAACAUUGAUGGAGGAGCAGGUGUGAAACUGAUAUGGUGGUAUGUUGCAGCCGUGGAGAAUAGCCACGCAAUGGGGAAAAUGGCAGGAGAAACACAAUUUGAUGCAAAAUUCUUCAGCUGCGACGAAGCUAUCGAGAAGCUGACAUUUGAGAAUGACCGCGACAUUCUCCGGAAAGCUAUCGUCUUGGUGAAGCAGACACUCUCUCGAUAA
Molecule: messenger RNA, 549 nt
Organism: Colletotrichum truncatum
Lineage: Eukaryota; Fungi; Ascomycota; Sordariomycetes; Glomerellales; Glomerellaceae
Product: NUDIX domain-containing protein
Biological process (GO): AMP biosynthetic process; ATP biosynthetic process
Molecular function (GO): bis(5'-nucleosyl)-tetraphosphatase (asymmetrical) activity
Source: RefSeq, a predicted model, not a curated record